Fusarium pseudograminearum CS3096 is the source of this 801-nucleotide messenger RNA. RefSeq lists its product as uncharacterized. The record is from RefSeq and is a predicted model, not a curated record. Bases 1 to 801 code for a protein of 266 amino acids. Lineage: Eukaryota; Fungi; Ascomycota; Sordariomycetes; Hypocreales; Nectriaceae. The transcript has 2 exons.
AUGACGACAGUAAAGAGCCAUCUCGACUUCACGUCGUGGAAUCGACCAGGUCCAUGCUUCCGAGACCUCAACUAUACCCCCUACGACGUCAACAUCACCAAAUCUCGUCGUCAGCAUCUAGCAGCCUAUUUGAAAUUCAUGCGCCCCGAAGUUAGCAAUAUGUUCAAUGACUAUGCAGACCGAGGCACAGAAAUGGCCUGCCAGUGGCUCCACGAAGAACGAAAAGCGCGUGCUGUUUCAACUCCAUUUUUCGAGUAUCUUGCCGACAAUUGCCUUUGGAGAUUGUGGUUCAAACCAUUUGGCGAUGAUGGUCCCAAGUGGCCUUGGGGACCUCCAAAGGCCUCUCUGAACUUGACAAAAGGGCAGAAGCCAAACCAAAUAUAUGCCAAAUAUCGUCAAGAUCGUGCAGACAAACUAGCUACCAGAGCCGCCAACGCCCUACGUAUUUCAUCAAUUGCCGAGUCCGCCCCUGAGACACCGAUCUAUCCCAACUCAGAGUACAUCGUGAGAUCACAAGCUGUGCUUACAACGUCUGGAGACGAUGAACCAGAACCAGACCUCGAGCUGAACAAGCGACAGGCUGCUUGGGAUGAACUCGACUUCCGACACAUUCCUGGUGUCGUAGGUCCGUUCGAAAUCGACAUACCAUCGAUGGCUCCCAUGGAGACACUUGUCGCUAGAGAUCUGGUGGCAGUUAAUGAAUUGACUGAGGGACAUGCUAUCAUCAAGGCAAACAUGACUCAACGAAGAGUGAUCGUUUCGUUCCCUGACAAGGUUGAAGAAUAUGGCGAAGAUGGCUAG